AAAAUAAAUAAAGAAAGAAAUAAAAACCUUUCCUUUAUCUAUAAUACUCCAUGAUCUUAAACAUCAAACCCUAGAGCUCCAACCUUUUUCCAAAACCGUAAAUUCCCAACAAAAGGAAGAAGGAAGGAAAGCCACGAGAUGAGGGAUUGCACCAAUUCCCCUUGUUUCUUUUGCUUAACAAAAGAGACCCACUUGCCCACAAGAAGAGCUGGAAUAAGCAAAUGUUUCAAUGAGUUACCUUAUAGAGAUGACCAUGACCAUGUCCUUGUCCUAAGUGCCCUUUGGCACAUAGCCAUGGCUCACCCAAAUGACAGAGAAUACCCUUCUCUUGGUGUCUUUGAAUGCAUGGGAAAUCUUAUCCAAAGGGGCCUCAACGACAGCAAUUGGCUUCUUAGGGACCAAAACAUCUACAUCCCAUAUUAUGCAGCUCAUGUCAUUGGCUCUUACACCAUCAACAAGCCUGAGUUUGCUCAAAAAGCUGUGGAAUCAGGAGUGAUCCCCCCAUUAAUGGAGCUUCUGAGAGGAAAAAUGAGCUGGGUCGAGCGGAGAGUCGCCGUCCGAGCACUCGGCCAUCUCGCUAGCUACGACUCUACUUUUGAAGCCCUUGCUGAAUAUCAAGAGGAAAUUGUCAAAUCAGCCAUGGAGAUUUCUUGCUCUUGCCUUGAUUUAGUGUACAACAACUUUGUAGCAUCAAAGGAAGAAGAUAGAGAGAAAUACCAUAGAGAUUUGCUCACAAGAGGAGUUGGAGGGAGAGAGAUUGAGGAUAGGAAGGCAGAGGAAUGGGCUAGCCAACUCCAAUGUUGGAGCCUCCAUUUGGUGAAAUGUUUUGCUUCCAAAGGGAGGUGUUUGGACAUCAUUUGCAAAAAAAAUCCAAUCUUUUUAAGAGAUUUGUGUGGAAUGUGGGGUGGAUUGUCAAAUUACACCUCAAGUGGUGGAGUAGGACUAGUAAAAAUCUUGACCCACAACAAAUUUUCAAGGAAGUACAUUGCUGAAUCCAGAGAAAUAAUUGACACCCUUUGCAACUUGUCAAGAUCUUCAGAUGACUGGCAAUACAUUGGCAUUGAUUGUCUCUUACUCCUCCUCAAAGACCCACAAACCAGGUACAACGUUAUUCAAAUUGCUGCCUUUUGUCUCAUAGAUUUGGUCGAAAUCAGAACACUUGGAGAUAGGUCAAAUCUGGGAGAGGCCAUCACACAUGCCCUCCUCCUAGAUUACAACCAAAUCAAAACCAAUUUCAAGAACCAUCAAAAUCUCCAAAAGAUUCUAAGAGAAACAUGGGAUCUAAAAGUGGAGAGGAAGAGGAAAGAGAAGCUGUUAUCUGAGGAGAAGCUUGAAGGGAAAAGGGUGAUGGUGAAUCUCAUAAAACAAGCAGCAAAUGAACUGUUUAGAUUGGGAGAAAUAGAGGCAGCUCUAAGAAAAUACAAAGAAGGGCUAGAUUUAUGUCCAUUGAGGCUCAGAAAAGAGAGAAUGGUGCUCCAUAGCAACAAAGCUCAAUGCCAUUUGCUGCUGAGGGAUCCAGAUUCUGCCAUUAGUGACUCAACUCGAGCUUUGUGUUACUCAAAUCCAACAAAUUCUCACAGUAAAAGCUUGUGGAGAAGAUCUCAGGCUUAUGAGAUGAAAGGGUUGGCGAAGGAGAGCUUGAUGGACUGUAUAAUGUUUGUAAAUGGUGGGAUGAAAAUGGCUGAAGAUCAUAAAAGAAUCAAGAUCCCAUAUCAUGCUGCUAGAAUGAUUAGCAAGCAGAUGGACGGCACGUGGCUUUUUGCAUCCGCUAGAUUAAAGAAAUUGGCUUCAGUUAAAGUGGAGAAAGCUGAAGAUUCUUCUAACAACAGCCAUGAGAGGCAUGGAAUGUUGAUGAGGACAAUGACUGUAUAAACAAUUCAUAUCUGGUUCUUUAGCCGCCAAUAUGGAAAAACCUUUAUACGUGAAAAGGGAAAGAGGGUGAGAAAGCUGGAAAAUUCGAAGAGGCCAAUUAUAAAGCCAUGAAAGUUUUUGAUGUUAUUACUGAUUUCAUAAUGUAAGGAUUAAGACAAAA
Momordica charantia (bitter melon) is the source of this 2032-nucleotide messenger RNA. RefSeq lists its product as uncharacterized. Gene Ontology annotation, molecular function: protein binding. NCBI's taxonomy places the organism in Eukaryota, Viridiplantae, Streptophyta, Magnoliopsida, Cucurbitales, Cucurbitaceae. The record is from RefSeq and is a predicted model, not a curated record.